Molecule: messenger RNA, 3874 nt
Organism: Nomia melanderi (Alkali bee)
Lineage: Eukaryota; Metazoa; Arthropoda; Insecta; Hymenoptera; Halictidae
Gene: FoxK
Product: forkhead box K
Biological process (GO): regulation of transcription by RNA polymerase II
Molecular function (GO): RNA polymerase II cis-regulatory region sequence-specific DNA binding; protein binding; DNA-binding transcription factor activity, RNA polymerase II-specific
Source: RefSeq, a predicted model, not a curated record
GAGGGUUCGCUCACUUGGUGCUAUGUCUACGUACUCUCGUACUCAGGAGAGCGACGCGUGGGCCCUUCUGGCACUGAAGUCGGCACCGGCUAGUCCGACGAAGAUGCAGUGGAACCCGGAGGCGAAAGGUGCACCGAUUGCACGGCUCGAGGGUCGCGAAUUCGAGUAUAUGGUUAGACAACGACGUAUCACUAUCGGGCGUAACAGCAGCAAGGGUGAGGUCGACGUCAACAUGGGCCACUCCAGCUUUAUCUCGCGACGACACCUUGAAAUCUUCUACGAUCAUCCCUUUUUCUUUAUGAUCUGUAAUGGUAAAAAUGGUGUUUUCGUCGAUGGAGUUUUCCAGCGAAAAGGCGCGCCUGCCUUCCAAUUACCAAAGACGUGCACAUUCAGAUUCCCAAGUACAAAUAUAAGACUGGUAUUUCAGUCGUUGGUGGACGAACAGGAGCAAAGCAGCGUACGUGUACCUUCUCCCCCGAAACAGAGGGCACCGUUACCACCUCUGCGUAUCAAUAUUCCGGAUGCAGGAUACAGUAGCCCGUUUCCUUCUCCGACCGGUACUAUCAGUGCUGCAAAUUCUUGUCCCGCCAGUCCACGUGCGGGUCAGGGAAGAAGAAAUAUAUCUGCGGAUCUUCAGAUGGUAGCCGUUUAUGCAGCUGCUGUUGCAAACGAUCCACAGAAUUCUGGGUUGGAAAGGCACGACGGGGGACAAUGUUCCAGCAGGCAAAUAAGUCCUGAGCCGAGCAUAGAGUCUCGUUACAGAAGUGGAAGCAGUACCGGGCCAAAUGGUACUACAGCCCAUUGCAGUCCCCCGAAAGAUGACUCGAAACCACCAUAUUCGUACGCGCAGCUAAUUGUCCAAGCGAUAGCGUCCGCGACUGACAAACAGCUUACCUUGUCCGGCAUCUAUUCGUAUAUCACUAAGAAUUAUCCGUACUACAGAACCGCCGAUAAAGGUUGGCAAAAUUCUAUAAGGCAUAAUCUUUCAUUGAACCGUUAUUUCAUCAAAGUGCCGAGAAGCCAAGAAGAACCGGGAAAAGGCUCUUUCUGGAGAAUAGAUCCUCAGUCCGAAGGUAAGCUGAUCGAGCAAGCUUUCAGGCGAAGAAGGCAACGCGGUGUUCCUUGUUUUCGGGCCCCAUUCGGUCUCUCAUCCAGAAGCGCUCCUGCUUCACCGUCUCACGUAGGAAUCAGUGGAUUAAUAACCCCGGAAUGCCUGAGCAGAGAAGCCUCGCCUGGGCCGGAAUCUUAUCCGGAUAGUUCCGUACCCUCUCCAGCCGGCCAGUUGAGUAGUCAGUCCGCACCGGGAUCGCCAGGUCAUCCGUACACCUCUUCGAACCAGUCGUCUCACAAAGGUCGAUUGAUACAGCAAAUCACCGUCGUGACGAACGGUGUGACUGGUGAUGCGACCAGAGAAGACAAAUACAUCGUGUCCGGAAACACCACGGAGGAACACUCGCUCUCCCCGGCUGGGCAAUACAGUCCAGCUCCUGUUAUCGUACAAACCACAUAUAACUAUAGUGGAAGCUUUAUCGGUCCCGACGCAGGCGUCGGAGUCGCGAAACGCUCGCACGAGGAAUCGGAUAGUUCUCCAGGUUCACCGGCACCGCUCGCUAUCGUGGAAAGUCCCGAACCGCUCGAGCAUCAGCAACCUCAGUCGAAACGUCAACGCGUUCACGAAAUGGACGACCACUGAAUCGUUGUUGUCCUAGGUUUCUGUUACGUAGGACACUUGUUACAUCGCGCUAUUCGCUCAUCGUUGAAUAUAUCUGCACGCGCGUGUACCUCAUAUCUGCUCAUAUGUGCGUCCGCGAGCGCGCGUACGCCUUUAUACCCAAACUUUCGGAUCCAUACGCAUGUCCAUCCCCCACGCUCGUGUUCAGACCUAGCCCAGACCCAUACACCUACGUACACAGCUGUGUACGGCCACGGUGCCCGCAUCCAUAUCCAUAUCCAUAUCCAUAUCCAUAUCCAUAUCCAUAUCCAUAUCCAUGUCCAUGUCCAUGUCCAUAUCCAUGUCCAUGUCCAUAUCCAUCCCCGUACACGUCCGAGUCUACGUACGCCAACAUCCUCAUCUUCGCAUGCACGAGUACGAACGCGUACAUGCGUACACUAAAUGUUGUACUUUCAUUCAUUUUAUACAUACUGAUUACUUUAGUCUGCGUAUAAUAAAUACUCGAUUUAUCGUUCAACGCAACAAGUGGAACGUCCGUAAGAAAGACGAGAAGACAAGAUCGCGUUCCCUCUUCGUGUUCUAACUUGUUUUGCCGUUCAGUUUUACGCAACUUUUAUAGUAUCGCGUCGCCGUCACGAAGAAUGACUGGAAACGCGUGGUGUGUGUGUGCUUGGCAUGUGCCUGUUAAAUGUCUCGACAUUUCGACGGUACCCGCUCGAACGUGAUUCCACGUCGCGAAUGCUGUUCGCGAUGCGAAUGCAUACACGCACGCACACGCACGGACGUGCGCUUGUAACAGAGAGUAGCGCUUGUUCCGGAAAGAAUCGACUUUGAGGAAAUCCGAAAGAAAUGCGUGUAUGGGCGUACUCGAUUUCGAAAACCGUACAGCUUUGCGUUACUCGCGUCAUCGGUUCACCGUAGCGUAUACAUUUAUUUAACUGGCGAGCUAUUAAGAGUAAUGGCGAAUCGAGGGUAAGCAAACAUUUACUUAAAGACAGUCUAGAUUUGUAAUUCGUUAAGCACGCGAAGGCUUGGUUCAUCGAAUCAAUUCUGGGAAUUUCUGCAUCCUCUCGUGCCGCCUUUCGACGUCGAUUUCUCUCGAAAGAAAGAAAUCACUUUCUUCUCGAGGAAUCGUCGCAGAUCUUCUCAGAUUGUAUCGCGAUUACUCCAAGGGACACCGAGGAUAUAUGUAUACGUAUAUAUGUGCAUCCGUGUAUGUAUACAUGUAUGUAUAUUAGCGCUGGCACUAAACGACGCUCUCACGCGUCUCGUUGAAUGCUUCCUUCACGCGUGUCGAGCUGCGUCCACGUACGAGGAAACGGCGAGAGCUUUCGCUAAAUCAUAAUAGGCGGCCGAAUAAUUCUUCUAAGACCGAUCGCUAUGAAACACGUAAUAUCUCGGUUCAAGUCAUAUCGUAAUGUAUUUAGAAAUUUGCCGAAUCUCAAAAUGAUGGAACAGUGCAUGAAAACAGCUCGCGUCGUUGCCCUCAUCGCUGCGAACAGACGAAGGGAAGGAAAAGAGAAAGAAAGAAAGAAAGAAAGAAAGAAAGAAAGAAAGAAAGAAAGAAGGAAAAAGGAAAGAAUGCGAGAAGGAAAAAUAGAAUCAUUGCUAAACGAAUAUCCCUGAGCAAUUGAUCGCAAGCUGCAAAAUUUGUGCCGUACACACAAGCUUCGUAGGACCGAAAUAGAUCGUUUUUAUUUAAUGAAUCGGUUCGGCCGGGUACACAGUUGUCAUUGAAUUUUUCGUUAAAUCUUUUUGUCGAGCGUACAACCAUUACUCUAAGAAAAAAGUAGUCGAAAGAGGAAGAGAGGAGUAGGAGAUAGGCAGGAGGAGGCUGGCGAGGGAUGGUAUGGUAUUGUAUGGUAUGAUAUGGGAUGGGAUGGGAUGGGAUGGGAUGGGAUGGCAGGAGGAGGCCUUUUUAUUCUUUCGAUUCAAUUGUUUCCGUGAAAACGACCGAAUUGAUUUGUUGCUAUUUCCCGAAAUGCUCGCGAGCCAUAGACACGAACUGUAGAUUGUAGUUCUACGUACGAUUGUGAAAAUUUCUAUGUAAAAGAAAACAAGCAAUACUUUUUUGCUGAAUACGUCGUUCGAAAUUUCUUUCCGACGUGCCUGUUUAUCCGAUAAAGUUAUUAACGUACUAUAAUCAUACAGGAAGAGGUGAUAGUAUUUUUGUUGCCACUUGUAAAUAAACUCUGAAACGAA